Trifolium pratense (red clover) is the source of this 534-nucleotide messenger RNA. Its product is annotated as SPX domain-containing protein 3-like. The transcript is spliced from 3 exons. Bases 1 to 534 code for a protein of 177 amino acids. Gene Ontology annotation, biological process: cellular response to phosphate starvation. Lineage: Eukaryota; Viridiplantae; Streptophyta; Magnoliopsida; Fabales; Fabaceae. The record is from RefSeq and is a predicted model, not a curated record.
AUGAAGUUUGCAAAGAGAUACAUUGAUGAUAUUAAGGAGAAGCAGCCAGGAUGGAGAGACAAGUUGUUGUCGUACAAAGAAUUGAAGAGGCUUGUAAGACGGAUAGGUGAUGAUGGAAACUCAGAGGCAGAGUUUAUGUGCUUGUUGAACAAUGAAAUCGACAAGUUCAAUGAAUUUUUCAUUGAAAAAGAAGAAGAAUUCAUUAUCCGGCAAAAGGAGUUAGAGCAGAAUAUGAAGACAGCAAUCAAUUUAUGGAGAACAAAUGGAAGUAAUCCAUCAGAAAAGGAUGAUAAGAAUAAAUUAAUAAAAGAUAUUGUUGAUUUACAUGGUGAAAUGAGUAUUUCAGAGAAUAAUGGUUCUGAGCCAAAUGAGUGUUUAAGUAUUAAACACACAAGGUGGCAUGAUGAAGUUCAAUUCGGCAUAAAAGCUCUUCGUUUGGUGUUGGAGAUGGUUUCUUUUAGAAGUUGUUGGUGUGUCAAGUCUGACUUAAAAGUUCCGUACUUAUAUGAAAAAGUAGAUGAUGACAAAUAUUAA